ACUUCGCACUGAGCUCGAGAAGGGAGAAAAAACAACUGAGGAAGAAUGGCGAAUCAAACUCCAGAAAGCAAUCAACCGUCGAAUACGCAGACCUACGGCUUCCCGAUCUACGCCGCCGACUGGAUCCCCGAAGAAACCGUCAGAUCGAAAAUCGACAAGGAUCAGGACAAUUCCGAAGAUGUCGGCGGCGAGUCUUCGUCGUCGACCUCCCGGAGCUGCAUCGUUCUGGCCGGAGGAGGUGGAGAGGGAAGAAGCGGGAUCAAGAAUGUCAUCGUAAUCUGUCUUGUUGAUCUCGACACCAAAUCUCUCUCUGAACAACCUCUUGGUAGGAUUGUGCUUGGUACUGAUCUGCCUUACAGGAUGGCUGUUCAUCCUCGUGGAGGUGGUCUUGUUUGCGCAUUGCCUAACAGUUGCAAACGGUUUGAUUGGGAGAGCAUUAUAAGUCCUAGAGAGGGUGAUCAGGGUGGUGAAGAGGGAGAGGAAGUGAUUAAUGAGUUGAAAGACGUUGGACAGCAGUUAGCUUUGGCGUUUAAUCAGGAAGGGUCUGUGCUUGCUGCUGGUGGGGAGGAUGGGACUUUGAGGAUUUUUGAAUGGCCUUGUAUGAAAACGUUACUUGAUGAGUCUAAGGCACAUGCAUCAGUGAAAAACUUAACUUUCAGCGAAAGUGGUAAGUUUCUUGUAUCUCUUGGAGGUCCACUUUGUCGGGUUUGGGACGUAAAUACUUCUGCUGCCAUUGCCAGUCUAUCAAAGGAGAAGGAUGAGAUGUUUGCCUACUGCAGAUUCUCCGUCGACAAUGCAGGCAAUGAAGUUCUUUACAUUGCUGCAAACACUGAACGUGGUGGGAGUAUUAUAACAUGGGAUACAACAACAUGGAAAAGAAGACGUUCAAAGCUUAUGAAAAACUACUCUAUAUCUGCCUUUAAUGUCUCAGCUGAUGGGAAGCUUCUUGCACUCGGAAACAUGGAAGGGGAUGUUUUGAUAAUUGAUUCAACAAAAAUGAAGACUCACCAAUUGGUAAAGAAAGCUCAUCUCGGUUUGGUCACCGCACUGACUUUCUCCCCUGAUUCAAGGUGCUUAGUGUCGGUAUCUUUUGACUCAAGGGCAAAGCUAACUGUCAUUGAAAAAACGCCUGAAAAACAGGGAGUAAACUGGCUGGUGAUGUUGUUGUUGUGCGUGUUGCUAUACGUGGUUUCCUAUUAUUUCUUGAUGGCAAAGGGGAUCAUAGGCAAAGAAAAUAGCCUCUAAGUGACCCCACAAGACGAUACAUCCGAAUGGCUUGAAACCCCAACGUAUCUUAUGCUCUCUCUCUCUCUUUUUUUAGCCAUAGCUUUUUGCGUUUGUGUUGUGAGAAAAAUUCGAAGGGGUUCUUCCUCACCUUUACGAGAAACUCGAUUGCUUUUUUAUGUCAUAAUAAUGUAAACUAACACUGUAAGCAGUAAACUACGAUAUUAUAUGUUUCAACGAAACCCUUUUAUGUUU
This is a messenger RNA of Brassica oleracea var. oleracea, 1479 nucleotides long. RefSeq names its product SEC12-like protein 2. Gene Ontology annotation, biological process: protein secretion. The record is from RefSeq and is a predicted model, not a curated record. Lineage: Eukaryota; Viridiplantae; Streptophyta; Magnoliopsida; Brassicales; Brassicaceae. The transcript is spliced from 10 exons. Gene Ontology annotation, cellular component: endoplasmic reticulum membrane. The coding region runs from base 46 to 1245 and encodes 399 amino acids. Gene Ontology annotation, molecular function: GTPase activator activity; protein binding; guanyl-nucleotide exchange factor activity.